Messenger RNA from Armigeres subalbatus, 1080 nucleotides. RefSeq lists its product as uncharacterized. NCBI's taxonomy places the organism in Eukaryota, Metazoa, Arthropoda, Insecta, Diptera, Culicidae. Gene Ontology annotation, biological process: DNA integration. The coding region runs from base 1 to 1080 and encodes 359 amino acids. Gene Ontology annotation, molecular function: nucleic acid binding. The transcript is spliced from 2 exons. The record is from RefSeq and is a predicted model, not a curated record.
AUGGUGGUCAAGAAAAUCAACCGCGACUGCGCAUACUGUAAGAUUCGUCGAGCGGGGCCAGCAAUACCAUUGAUGGCUCCCCUUCCACAUGCGCGUCUAGCUCACCACGAACGAGCCUUCACAUAUACGGGGCUGGACUACUUUGGGCCACUACUGGUGAAGCUGGGUAGGUCCAAUGUCAAACGAUGGAUCGCAUUGUUUACCUGUCUAACGGUGAGAGCCGUUCAUCUAGAAGUGGCCUACUCUCUAUCAACACAAUCGUGUAUCUCCUGCGUCCGUAGAUUUGUCGGACGCCGUGGACCGCCCGUCGAGUUCUUCAGUGACAACGGAACAAAUUUUCAAGGUGCACAUCGCAUCUUGAAGGAACAAAUUAGCCAGGGACUAGCCACAACGUUCACCAGCACCAACACAAUAUGGAACUUCAUCCCGCCGGGUGCGCCACACAUGAGCGGAGCGUGGGAACGCUUGGUGCAAUCCGUAAAGGCCGCAAUGACAGAAGCUUACGCUGAGGGAAAAUUGGAUGAUGAGGGGCUGCAGACAUUGGUCGUGGAGGCAGACUGGUUGGUAAAUUCAAGGCCACUGACGAACUUACCGCUAGAGUCAGAAGAGACAGAAACGCUCACGCCUAAUCACUUUCUGGUGUUGAGCUCCAAUGGGAACUGGGAACUGAUUAAUCACCAGCUAGAGUUGUUCUGGAAGCGUUGGCUAAAAGAAUAUCUGCCGGUGAUUCGUCGACAACCAGCAUGGUUUGAGGAGUCACGGAAGCUAGUACCUGGCGACCUAGUGAUGGUCGUAGAUCCGUCCAAGCGGAACGGAUGGGAAAGCGGGCGCAUCGUCCACCUGAUUCCGCACCCAGAUGGUCGAUAUCGGCAGGCCAUCGUGCAGAUUCGAGAUGAGAACAUGGUGCGCCCGGUGACACGGUUGGCGCCACUUGACUUGGUGCAGGGCAGUGGAGUUCCGGUAAGUUCCCGACUACACCCGGGGGAGACUGUCAACACAGAAAUUGGCAAGUUGGCAACCCUGUCAAUCGCCCCAAUAGAAGCGGCACCGCAAAAUGUCGAAGCGGCGCGAACAGAAUGA